This is a messenger RNA of Agelaius phoeniceus (red-winged blackbird), 3114 nucleotides long. The record is from RefSeq and is a predicted model, not a curated record. NCBI's taxonomy places the organism in Eukaryota, Metazoa, Chordata, Aves, Passeriformes, Icteridae.
CCCUGCUCUGUCCGUCGCGCGCUAUGCUGCUGUGGCGGCGCUUGGCGGCCCUGAGGGGCGAACGAGCCCCGCGGCGGUUCCGAGCGGGGGGACCGGGACCGGGAUCGGGAUCGGAAUCGGGAUCGGGAUCGGGAUCGGGAUCGGGGCGAGCCAUCGAUGGCGGCGGUGCUCCUCGGCCGCUUUACAUGGAUGUCCAGGCCACCACCCCGCUGGAUCCCAGAGUCCUGGACAGCAUGCUCCCAUACCUGACAGCCUACUAUGGCAACCCCCACUCCAGGACCCACGCCUAUGGCUGGGAAAGUGAGGCUGCCAUGGAGAAAGCGAGGCGGCAAGUUGCAGAUUUAAUAGGAGCUGAUUCACGGGAAAUUAUAUUUACCAGUGGUGCAACAGAGUCCAAUAAUAUGGCAAUUAAGGGUGUUGCAAGGUUCUAUAAAUCCAGAAAAAAGCAUAUCAUUACUACGCAAACAGAGCACAAGUGUGUGUUGGAUUCUUGUCGUUCCCUGGAAACAGAAGGUUUUCACAUCACAUAUCUACCUGUUAAAAAAAAUGGGCUCAUAGACCUGAAGGAGCUGGAGGCUGCAUUCCAGCCCGAUACAAGUUUGGUCUCUGUAAUGACUGUAAAUAAUGAAAUAGGAGUAAAGCAGCCAAUACAUGACAUUGGUGAGAUCUGCCGUGCACAUAAGGUUUUCUUCCACACGGAUGCUGCACAAGCGAUUGGUAAAAUUCCUAUGGACGUCAACAACAUGAAAAUUGACUUAAUGAGCAUCAGUGGCCAUAAAAUUUAUGGGCCCAAAGGGGUUGGUGCUCUCUAUGUUCGCCGUCGACCACGUGUCAGGCUAGAGCCCCUGCAGAGUGGGGGAGGCCAGGAGAGAGGACUGCGGUCUGGGACUGUGCCCACACCUCUAGCAGUGGGACUGGGGGCAGCAUGUGAAGUGGCACAGCAGGAGAUGGAGUAUGACCAUAAGCGAAUCUCACAAUUGGCAGAACGAUUGGUUACAAAAAUAAUGAGUGAAGUUCCUGAUGUGGUGAUGAAUGGAGAUCAAAAGCAUCGCUAUCCAGGAUGCAUCAAUUUAUCUUUUGCAUAUGUGGAAGGGGAGAGUCUUCUGAUGGCUCUGAAAGAUGUGGCUCUGUCUUCAGGAAGUGCUUGCACAUCAGCUUCUCUGGAGCCUUCCUAUGUUUUGCGGGCAAUCGGAACAGAUGAAGACUUGGCUCACUCAUCUAUAAGGUUUGGCAUCGGUCGUUUCACUACAGAAGAAGAAGUGGAUUAUACAGUGCAGAAGUGCAUACAGCAUGUGAAGAGGCUGAGGGAAAUGAGCCCUCUCUGGGAAAUGGUGCAGGAUGGAAUUGACCUCAAAAGCAUUAAAUGGACUCAGCACUGAGAAAACAUUGCUAUCCAUGGACUAGAUAUGGAUUAAAAUGCAUUUUUCUGCACAGUCUUAAGCAAAUUACGCAGCACUUCUGUUUUCUGACACUUGCAGUUUGACUGGAGAACUACCUUUUCAGACCACAAAAUCUAAGAAGCCAAAAAUAAAACUAGUUUUUAACAUGGAGAAAGGCAGGCUGAUCCAACACACACUGUGCUUCUGCUGACACACAGAAAUUUAUGCUAAAAUGUAAUUUAUUCAGAAAUGAAUUUUCUAAUGAGAAAAUUAAAUCAGUGUGUUACUCCUAGGCCAGUGAAUUCUGGCAAGAGGUUGCUUCUCGGUGUAAUUCAUCUCAAGUCACUGUUGUGUUUGCAUCACAGACCUGUUGCAAAUUUGUUCUGUUUGAGGUAGGUAUCCUGCAACAUCAGCUGGGUUUUGCCUCUCAAAUGCCUUGUACUGCAAGACAUUCUCAGUUAGGAGGACACUUAGAUCUCUAGAGGAAAGUGAUGCCUCAGUGUGGCUAUGUGCCUUCACAGAUAAGUUUUAUGUAUAGUUAAGAACAAUUUUUUUCUGAAAUUUAGUAUUUUUCACCUAUUUUCCUUGGUUUCUUUGUGUGUGCAUCUUUUUUUUGUGUGUGUGCAUUAAUUCAAAAGAUUUUUCUGUGUUCCAAAGUUUAUGAUACAAUCAUGAUGCACUUUGCUGUCCCCUCCAUUGGUUUUUUUCCAUGCAAUGUUUUCUUAGUGAAGUUAGAAAACUUGAAUGACUGGGGGAGGGGAUAGUCAGAAUAUGUCAGCUUUGGUAGCAGUACCAGUUUGGUGGGAGCAUGAGUGGUAGAGGUGGUGGAGAGAACAGAUACAGUGCCGGCCUACAGAUACUGUCUUAAGGCAGUCUGGGGUUUUGGGGUUUUUCUCCCUCCCCUUGUCAUGAGAUCUUUGCUCUUACUUGGUUUGCCUAUGGGCCCUUCGUUUCUGUCACUGCAAGGAGUCUGCGCAGCUCAGCCAGUAUAUUUUGACUGGACAUAAGGAAGAUAAGAACACCUGGCACUGAAGUUUUCUUUGUCUCACAGACAGUACAGUCUGACUAGAGAUUCACAUGGGAAUCCAUUCCCUGCACGUGCUGUGGGAAGUAUCUGUUAAAAAGGGUUUGAUGAGAUUAAUUUGUAUCAGUGUUUCUCCUUUCUUCCCUUUGGUGAUCUUUCCAGUAAGAAACCGAACCCUGUAUGGCAAAGUGCCUUUUUUUCAAUGCAUAAACAAAGAGCUCUCAAAUUAGUUGUGUUGAUUGAUGGAUGCUGUGUGAGCUGCUGAAUUUGGUAUACCCCAUAGACAACAUGUUCACCUUCAGUAUGGGAUGGAAUCUACCUCGAGGAUCAACUGUGUUGUGUAAAACCUGAAGCUGAAUCUCACAAGAUGGACUGUGUUAACAGAAGCUUGUGCAUUUUUUGUAACUAAGGACAGAUUUAGCUGUUUGUAAUGCAAAGCUAAUCCUUGGUUGUUCUAUUCGAAAUUAUGAGCUUUGGCAGUUUUAAUAUUGUAGUGCUGGCACCUUAUAUUUCAUCACAAUAUUUUUUAAAAUACCAUAUGCAUAAAUACAUUUUAGUGGUGUUGUAUGUACUCUUUUUCAUCCUUGGGCCCCACAUAUUUUCUGGAUUAAGCAUGUGAUAACAUGCUUUCCUAGCAUGUUUUAGAAAUAUAUGUUUAUGAAUUGUUCUUUGUGUUUUGAGAGUGAUAAAAAAUUACACAUAAGAAUUAAA